Messenger RNA from Acomys russatus (golden spiny mouse), 1894 nucleotides. RefSeq names its product cytoskeleton associated protein 4 (gene Ckap4). The transcript has 2 exons. The record is from RefSeq and is a predicted model, not a curated record. Bases 14 to 1726 code for a protein of 570 amino acids. Lineage: Eukaryota; Metazoa; Chordata; Mammalia; Rodentia; Muridae. Gene Ontology annotation, cellular component: rough endoplasmic reticulum.
CGCCGCCGCCGCCAUGCCCUCGGCCAAACAAAGGGGCUCCAAGGGCGGCCACGGCGCCGCGAGCCCCUCGGACAAGGGCGCCCACCCGUCGGGCGGCGCGGAUGACGUGGCGAAGAAGCCGCCGCCGGCGCCGCACCAGCCGCAGCCGCCGGCGCCACACCAGCCCCAGCACCCGCAGAAUCAGGCGCACCGGGGCGGCCACCGCGGCAGGUCCUCGGCUGCCGCCGCCGCGUCCUCGGCGUCCUGCUCGCGCAGGCUCGGCCGGCUGCUCAACUUUCUCUUCUACCUCGCCCUGGUUGCGGCGGCCGCCUUCUCUGGCUGGUGUGUCCAUCACGUCCUGGAGGAGGUCCAGCAGGUCCGGCGCGGGCACCAAGACUUCUCCCGUCAGAGGGAUGAGCUGGGCCAGAGCUUGCAGGGCGUCGAGCAGAAGGUACAGUCUCUGCAAGCCACCUUUGAGACUUUCGAGUCCAUCCUGAGGAGCUCCCAGCAUAAGCAGGAUCUCACGGAGAGAGCCGUGAAGCAAGGCGAGACCGAGAUCAACCGCAUCAGUGAAGUUCUGCAGAAGCUGCAGGAUGAGAUCCUCAAGGACCUGUCGGACGGGAUCCACGUGGUGAAGGAUGCUCGGGAGCGGGACUUCACGUCGCUGGAGAACACGGUAGAGGAGCGCCUGACGGAGCUCACCAAGUCCAUCAACGACAACGUCGCCAUCUUCACCGACGUGCAGAAGAGGAGCCAGAAGGAAAUAGACGACGUCAAGGCGAAAGUUUCCUCUCUGGAAGAAUCCAACGGGGAUCGCCAUCAGGACCUGAAGGUUCUGGAGGAAGCCGUGAAGGAGGUGCAGGCCUCUGUGACGUCCAGGGAGAGGGACAUUGAGGCCUUGAAGAGUUCCCUUCAAGCCAUGGAGUCUGACGUCUACACAGAGGUCCGGGAGCUAGUGAGCCUCAAACAGGAGCAGCAGGCGUUCAAAGAGGCGGCCGAUUCGGAGCGCCUGGCUUUGCAGGCCCUCACAGAGAAGCUGCUGCGGUCUGAGGAGUCCUCCUCUCGCCUCCCAGAGGACAUCAGGAAGCUGGAGGAAGAGCUGCAGCAGCUGAAGGCCGAGGCCCGUGGGCCAGAGGAGGGCACCGUCUUCAAAGACUCCAAAGCCUUAGACGAGCUACAGAGGCAGGUGGAGGGCCUGGGUGCCCGGCUUCAGUACGUGGAGGAUGGAGUGUACUCCAUGCAGGUGGCUUCUGCGCGCCACACUGAGAGCCUGGAGUCGCUCCUGUCCAAGAGCCAGGAGUAUGAGCAGCGCCUGGCUGUGCUGCAGGAACAUCUGGAGAGCCCGGGGUCUACAUCCGACCUGGCCAGCACAGUGAGGAGCCUGGGGGACGCCCAGCUGACGCUGUCCAGCGACCUGCGGGAGCUGAAGCAAAGCGUGGGUGAGCUCCCCAAUACUGUGGAGUCACUGCGAGGGCAGGUGCGCUCACUGCUCAGCCAGGACCGAGCCCUGCCUCCUCAGGACUUCCUGGACAGACUGUCCUCCCUCGACAACCUGAAAUCCUCAGUGAGCCAGGUGGAAUCAGACUUGAAAAUGCUCAGGACUGCCGUGGACAGUUUGGUCGCCUACUCCGUCAAAAUCGAAACCAACGAGAACAACUUGGAGUCCGCCAAGGGCCUGCUGGAUGACCUGAGGAGUGACUUGGAUAGGUUGUUUGUGAAGGUGGAAAAGAUCCACGAGAGGAUCUAAAUGAACUGCGCGCGCAGGGUACAAGUUUAUAGUCCGGUUUCUUACGACCAAAAAAUCCAAACAGACAGACAGACAAAACCCCAUUGUUUUCUCCCAGGUGCCCUCUCCCCCUUCCUGUCCCUCCCUCCACGGAAAGCAGCAGCAGCAGCAGGAGCACCACCACCGCAG